AUGGAAGACGUUGAUUAUUCUGUGAAAAAUCGUAAAUCACAAGUAACGAAUUUGAACACAGUAAAGUUUGAAGAUCAAGGUCAAUUGAAGACAAAUUCUAAUAUUCUAAAUAAUUCGAAAAACAUAACAAAUGAAAAGCUAAGAAAAUCCUCAGUAGCAAUUCUACGUAAUCGAUUUUUUCGCACCAUCUGGACAACGCGUAACACAGUCAAUGCCACUGAUCGAAGAGUAUUCAUAAGUACUACACUAAGAGAAUUAUUACUUUAUAUAGUGUUUUUGACAUUACUACUGAUAAUUGCUUUGACGACUUUAAAUUCAAUGACAUAUUUCUACAACACAAGUAUAUACAAUCGAUUCGUAGUAACGGACGGUUCAACGACAUCUGAUAGUCCACAAGCAUUUCAAAAUAUUCAUGAUCAUACAGCUAUGUGGAAUUAUAUCAAUGGUCAAUUAUUGAAUUCAUUAUAUUGGGAUGCAUGGUAUAAUCAACUGAAUGUAUCAUUCAAUGAAAAAGAUUUUAUUGCUCAUGAUAAUAAAGUUUUAGGUGUUGCACGUCUUCGACAGCUUAGAGUAGAUCCAUCACAAUGUGAUAUACCUAAACAGAUGAGAGGUGUUAUAGAAAAAUGCUAUCCUGUUUACAGUACAAAAGCACGCUUUACAAAGUCAAUACAAAUACAAGGCAAUAUCACACCUAUUUACACAAAAAAUGCAUGGAACUUUAGUGAUUCUCACGUGACAGGAGCUACCAGUUAUUCUGCACCAUAUGGUUAUUAUGAUGGUUCCGGUUAUAUACAAGAUUUGUCCAGAUCAAAUGAUGAAACUGUAGCCAUUUUAAAUGAGUUAUUUCAAGGUCGAUGGAUAGAUCAAUCAACUCGUGCAUUGUUUAUUGAUUUUACAAUAUAUAACGCAAAUGUAAACAUAUUUGUUAUAGUAAAAAUCAUAUUUGAAAUGCCUGAAUCGGGUGGAUUAUUUGGUAGCACUAUAGUUCAACCAGUCAGAUUAUUUCGUUAUCAAACAGUGACUGAUUACUUUGUUUUAGUAUGUGAAAUUGUGUAUUUGGUUUUUCUUGCCUAUUAUAUUAUUGAAGAGAUACUUGAGUUUUCAGUUAAACGUUGGAGAUAUUUUAUAAAUAUUUGGAACUUAAUGGAUAUUACAAUGAUUGUAGCCAGUAUAAUAUGUGCAGCCUUUUUAAUAUAUAGUACUAUUAUUGUUUCAAACAAUAUGUCCUCAUUAAUUAGUGAUGUUUCGUCUUAUCCAAAUUUCGAUUAUCUUGCUUAUUGGUAUAGUCACCAUAUAAGAUCAAUGGCAAUUUGUGUAUUUCUUGGAAUAAUCAAGAUCUUCAAAUAUUUAACGAUUGAUCGUUCAUUAAAUCAAUUAACAAGAACAAUGAGUGUAGCUGCUUAUGAUUUACUGGGAUUUUUAAUUAUGUUUUGUAUUGUGUAUUUCGCGUUUGCUCAAUUGGGUUAUUUAGCAUUUAGUGCAAGAACAUUAGCGUAUAGUUCAUUUACUCAAACAACUUAUUCAUUAUUUCGUAUAAUGGUUGGUGAUAUCGACUUUCCAUCCAUUCUAAAAGCUCAUCCUGUUUUAGGACCAAUAUUUUUUGUGACUUUUGUUUUCUUUGUAUUUUUCGUUUUAUUAAAUAUGUUUCUUGCUAUUAUUGAUGAAUCGUAUAAGACAACAAAAGCUGAAUUAAUUCAACAGAAAAAUGAUGUAACAUUGGGGCAUAUACUUAAAAAAAAAGCUAAAGAUUUAGCUAAAAGAGUUCAAAAGAAACGAUCUAAAUCGAUUGUUCGUAUAUUACGAGAAUAUGGAUUGAUGGGUAAAGAAAAAUUACCCUAUGAAGAUUAUCGUCAAGCAUUAAAAAGCCAUGGAUAUAGUGAACCUGAAAUUUUUACAACUUUUGUGAAAUACGAUGAAGAUGGUGAUAAUAAUUUAGAUCUAACAGAACAACAACAAUUAGCUUAUGAAAUUGACUUGGGUGUAAUCUAUAAAAUUGGAGAACCAGUUGAUGAAGGGAUUGGGACAGAUGAAGAUUCCAAUGGAAAUUCUGUUAAGGAUGAAGAUAAUUAUGUUGAUCCUGAAGACUAUAAUGAAUUAAUCCAAAAUGUUGAUCUUAUGGAAGCUACACUUGUUUCAAUUAUUACACGUAUAGAUGAAUUAUUAGCUAGCCUAGAACAAAUUGAGAUAGCAAAACGUGAACAUAGAAUACAACUUAGUGGAAUAAUUAAAGAUAUGUCUCGAACACUCCAGUUUAAAUAAACAUAUGGUUAUAAACGAAUUUACUGAUAUUUAUUUAGUACUCUUCAUAAUAUAAUCACUGGUAAUAUCACCAUCAUCAUCACCAUAAUGAAUGUCAUUUAUUAUUGACUAAUGUUAACGACUACGUCCUAAAUAAACGCUUAUCUAAAAUUUAACAGAACUUUAAUUAAGAUUGAUUUGAAUGCAUUGAGUUGUGUUGUACUUUAAUUUUUUGAAGUUUUAGUAAAUCCUAU
Schistosoma guineensis is the source of this 2492-nucleotide messenger RNA. The record is from the annotation of a GenBank genome assembly. Lineage: Eukaryota; Metazoa; Platyhelminthes; Trematoda; Strigeidida; Schistosomatidae.